AUGCGUCGGGUCGUCGUAACUGGUCUCGGGGCUGUGACGCCUCUUGGGGUAGGGAUCCGUCGCACCUGGAGCCGCCUGCUGGAUGCCCACUGCGGCAUCGUCAACGUCACCCACCGCGACCCGAGGUUCGCCGACUUGCCAUGCCAGAUCGCUGCCGUUGUGCCGCAAGGCACCCGCAAGGAUGGUUGUUGGACCGCCUCGGAGUGGUUGAGUAAAGAUGCAGGUUUCGCCCUAUUCGAUGAGCGCAAGAUGGCCAAGUUCGCCCAGUAUGCCAUGGCCGCUUCGGAGGAGGCGCUGGAAGAUGCCGGCUGGAAGCCCACCGAUUUCGAACAGCGAGAAGCUACAGGAAUCUGUCUUGGGUCCGGGAUCGGCAACUUUGACGAGGUCUACGAUACGGUUGUAGCAUACGAAAAAGGCGGCUACCGGAAAGUGUCACCCUUGUUCGUCCCGAAGCUUCUAAUCAACCUCGGCGCCGGACACAUAUCCAUGAAAUAUGGGUUCAUGGGUCCCAAUCAUUCCGCUACCACCGCUUGUACGACCGGCGCCCAUUCCAUCGGUGAUGCGGCCCGCUUCAUCGCGUGCGGAGAUGCGGACGUGAUGCUGGCUGGUGGAGCAGAAUCCUGUAUUCAUCCGCUGGCUGUCGGGGGAUUCGCUCGGGCGCGCAGCUUGGCGACAAGCUAUAACGACGCGCCGGAAAAAGCAGCGAGGCCGUUUGAUGCGGAUCGAGAAGGUUUUGUGAUGGGCGAGGGCGCAGCCAUGGUGGUUUUGGAGGAUCUUGAACACGCGAAAGCAAGAGGAGCCCGCAUCUACGCCGAGCUGAGAGGCUACGGCUGUUCUGGCGAUGCACACCACAUCACGGCACCCAAAGAGAACGGCCAGGGCGCGUUUCUGUCCAUGAAGAAGGCGCUGAAGAACGCCGGGAUUUUGCCCUCAGCGGUCGACUACGUCAACGCGCACGCCACUUCGACUGUGGUCGGUGACGCCGCGGAAAAUGCUGCCAUCAAGACUCUGCUGCUGGGCUCGGGAGGCAGGCAGCGGGCGACGGAAGUCAACGUCAGCAGCACCAAGGGCGCGGUUGGCCACCUGCUCGGUGGUUCGGGCGCUAUCGAGGCUGUAUUUUCCAUUCUCGCAGUUCACGAGGAUGUGAUGCCUCCGACGAUCAAUCUGGAGAAACUGGCGGAUGGAUUUGACUGCAAUUAUGCCCCCGGACAGGCUCAGGAGCGUCGCAUCGACGUGGCCUUGACCAACAGCUUCGGGUUUGGCGGGACGAACAGCAGCUUGUGCUUCUCCAAGCAUGCAUAGGUGGGUGGCUUGGAUAUCAUAUGAUAUUGGCGUUUUUUGCAUAUUGCAUUGCAUUGUAUCAAUAGAAUGUACAACACGGUGGAUAGGCCGCACUUGACCUACAUUAAAUGGACACUCCUGAC
Molecule: messenger RNA, 1424 nt
Organism: Aspergillus heteromorphus CBS 117.55
Lineage: Eukaryota; Fungi; Ascomycota; Eurotiomycetes; Eurotiales; Aspergillaceae
Product: putative beta-ketoacyl synthase (Cem1)
Exons: 8
Coding region: 1-1302 (433 amino acids)
Biological process (GO): fatty acid biosynthetic process
Molecular function (GO): 3-oxoacyl-[acyl-carrier-protein] synthase activity
Source: RefSeq, a predicted model, not a curated record